GUGCGCGUGCGUGCGUGCGUGCGAUUUGCGAUCAGGCGGCGCGGCGGACAGCCCCGUCGGCGGGGCGGGGGGGAGUUAUAUUACGGGGUCCUUCCUCACUCAGCCUGGUUCCUCUCGGAGCAGAGACGGCAAAUGGCGGACUUCGAUACCUACGACGAUCGGGCCUACAGCAGCUUCGGCGGCGGCAGAGGGUCCCGCGGCAGUGCUGGUGGCCAUGGUUCCCGCAGCCAGAAGGAGCUGCCUACAGAGCCCCCCUACACAGCUUAUGUAGGAAACCUCCCUUUUAAUACAGUUCAGGGCGACAUAGACGCUAUCUUUAAGGAUCUCAGCAUAAGGAGCGUACGGCUAGUCAGAGACAAAGACACAGACAAGUUUAAAGGAUUCUGCUAUGUAGAAUUCGAUGAGGUAGACUCCCUGAAGGAAGCCCUGACCUACGAUGGUGCACUGUUGGGUGAUCGGUCACUUCGUGUGGACAUUGCAGAAGGCAGAAAACAAGAUAAAGGUGGCUUUGGAUUCAGGAAAGGCGGACCAGAUGACAGAGGUUACAGGGAUGACUUCCUAGGAGGCCGAGGAGGGAGUCGCCCAGGGGACAGGCGAGCAGGCCCUCCCAUGGGGAGUCGCUUCCGAGAUGGCCCCCCGCUGCGCGGCUCCAACAUGGAUUUCCGAGAACCCACAGAAGAGGAAAGAGCACAGAGGCCACGGCUCCAGCUCAAACCUCGGACAGUGGCAACGCCCCUCAACCAAGUAGCCAACCCCAACUCCGCCAUCUUCGGGGGCGCCAGGCCCAGAGAGGAAGUUGUGAACAAGGAGCAAGAAUGAGCCCGCGGUGGGGAAUGGGGUGUGGGGAGUUAGAGCGAGACCACAGCCUGAGGGCCUGGACCGGCCACCCCGCAGUCGCGGUUCUGCAACUGACACUGUCCUCCUUUCUUACAGUGGAAACACAGAGCUUGUGAAUGCAUGUCAACUGUUAACAAGUGGUUUUUAGUACAUCCUUAGCUUUGCCGUAUCUAUCUAGUGCCUGUUCUGUGCUUUUUAUUUUUUCCAUCCCCUCUGUCCUCAUUUUCCUCUGUCCUUCCUCCCUCUUGCCCCCGUGUCUUUGCAGCACACGGUGUCUGGAGGAAGUGGGUGGGGCAGGCCCAGGUGCUCCUGCUUGCUUUGGUUUUCUCCUUUGCCUUCUCUUUAUUUUCGACAUGGGCCAGACUUAAUUUUUUUCAGUGCUUCUCUUCUGACCUGCAUGCUGAGUUCUGUGUCGCUGUGGCUUCCAGAGAGAAGCAGCAGUUGCUGGCAGGUUGGCCAGUGCCUUGUUGGUGUCCAGCUGUGAUCAGUAUGCAGAUCUGGAAGCACCUUGUAUUGAAGACAAGGAAAAAUUCCUGUUGACCCUUGCAGCUUCCUUCCACUCCUAUGGUCCUGCUCCUAGGAUGUCCUGUCGCUAUCAGCCCUCCCCCAGGGCUGGGCAGGUAAAGCAGGUGUGAGGCCCCAGGGGAGAGUAAGAGGCUUGUUGUCGGUGCUCCUCACCUGUUCCCCAAGGGCUCUGUGUGUCCAUAUAGUUUGCUGCAAUCUCUCAAGACCGUGUCCAGAUGGUUCCUGCUCUGGAGGCUUUGGGGGCUUGCUUGUGCUGUCCUGCCUGCCCAGUGGCUCGUGUCAUUUCCAAGGGGCUCCAGUGCUGUGGGGACCAGGAAGUGGUGGCAUUGUACUGGGCUGACACAGUGAUGUGGACUUAGCCUUCCCCGCAUUCCUGUUGUCUGUUGGGCGUCUCCCCCAUAUCUGUGUCUGUUGUCACAAAAGCGGUCUAAUGAGACUGCCUCCCAUUGCCCUGCAAGCCAAGAGUGGAAAUGGCCUCGAAAUUGGCACUUUAUUUCCGUGGUGAAUAGCUGGUGCGGAGCUGUCCAGACCCUCACUGACUGCCGAGGACCGUAGAUGUUCAGGCUGGCCACCUGUCUCUGGGACUGUCAUGCUCUUGUGCAGUGGCUGGCACUUGCCUGGGAGGAAGGUGUUGGGCAGCAGCUCAGGUGCCUAUGUGUGAGCAGAUGGAAAAUCCUUUAGUGCCUGAGUCACAGUGUGUCCCAGUGGGAACUGCUAGAGCCCUGAGGAAGGGAGGCCCCAUCAGGAUGGCUGAAGGCCACGGAGCGGCAGGGAAGUUGCUUGGCUUAGGGCUCCCCACUAGCUGUCAUUCUCAACCCCUCUGAUUUGUCUCUGUUGCAAGGUCUUAGUAACUCACAGAACUCAUAUUUCUCCCCUCUGCCUAUCAUCUUCUCUGCUUCUGAGAUAAGAACCAUUUGUGUAACACCAACACCUACCUUAAGAAAGACAUGCAUUAUGUGGUUGAAACAAACCUGAUGCUUUGAGACGACCCACACACAUCCUCAACGCAGAAAGAUUAAGAGCAAAACAAAUCCAUCCACACCACUGGGCACCCAGCUGGCUCCCGAUGCGAGGGUGGAAUUCUAAACACUCAACACAUUCAGCUGUAUGACAGAAAGUAAAUCUAUGGAUAUGGUAUUUUGUGAAUGAUCUUUUAAAUAAAAGAAAAACCUUACGUAA
Messenger RNA from Cavia porcellus (domestic guinea pig), 2541 nucleotides. It is a transcript of the gene Eif4h, whose product is annotated as eukaryotic translation initiation factor 4H. Gene Ontology annotation, molecular function: RNA binding. The transcript has 6 exons. NCBI's taxonomy places the organism in Eukaryota, Metazoa, Chordata, Mammalia, Rodentia, Caviidae. Bases 133 to 819 code for a protein of 228 amino acids. The record is from RefSeq and is a predicted model, not a curated record.